CCCGCCCCGCCCGGCGCGGCCCGGCCCGGCCCCGCCCCUGCGCAGGGGCAGCGGCUGCCACUGCCGCCUGUGCCGCCGGGAGACACCUCGCCCGCCCGCUCGGGCCCCGGGCCGCCGCCGCCCCGUCAUGUCCGAGGCGGGCCAGGAGCUUGUCCACCUGGUGUGGGGCAAGAAGGCCGGGCCCCGCGGACUGGCCGACACCAUCUUCUGCCGCUGGGCGCAAGGAAGCAAUUUUGAAAAAUAGGGCAGGGUUAAGCUGAGACAGUUCAUCCUGUCUAAAAGAAGCCUGAAGAAUGUGAAACAAAUUCAAGAUUUCUUAAGUGUGGUUUAAUGGUACCAUAUCCAAGAUUUGUCUUUAGUGAAUCUGAAUCAACUGCAUUAGAACAAUUUGAAGGUGGCCCUUGUGCAGUGAUUGCACCUGUACAGGCAUUCCUUUUGAAGAGGCUUUUUACCAGUGAAAAGUCUACUUGGAGAGACUGUCCAGAAGAGGAGCAGAAGAACCUUCUCUGUCACACAUUAUGUGAUAUUUUGGAGAUGGCUUGCUCAGAUAAUUCUGAGUCGUACUCUCUGGCAACGUGGAUAAGAGGAAAAACAACUGAAGAAACCGCUAGUAUUUCUGAAGGUCCUGCAGAAUCUAGUCGUCAAGAGGAACAACCUUCUGCCUUGGCUGUCGAAGAGCUUGGCUUUGAGCGAUUUCAUGCAUUAAUUCACAAACGAGCAUUCAAAAGCUUCCCUGAACUGAAGGAUGCAGUUUGGGAUCAAUAUUCAGUGUGGACAAACAGAUUUGGAGUAUUGCUCUUUCUGUAUUCUGUAAUACUGACAAAGGGUAUUGAAAACAUAAAAAAUGAAAUUGAAGAUGCAACUGAGCCAUUGAUAGAUCCUGUUUACGGUCAUGGAAGCCAAAGUUUGAUUAACCUCCUGUUGACGGGGCAUGCUGUUUCUAAUGUGUGGGAUGGAGACAGAGAAUGUUCAGGAAUGAAACUUCUUGGUAUACAUAAACAGGCAACAGUAGGCUUUUUGACAUUGAUGGAAUCUCUGAGAUAUUGUAAGGUUGGCUCCUAUUUAAAAUCUCCAAAAUUUCCCAUUUGGAUACUUGGCAGUGAAACACACCUCACAGUCUUUUUCGCCAAGGAUAUGGCCCUUGUUGCUCCCGAAGCACCUUCAGAACAAGCUAGAAGGGUUUUCCAGACAUAUGAUCCUGAGGAUAAUGGUUUUAUACCUGACACUCUGCUAGAAGAUGUAAUGAAGGCUCUGGACCUUGUUUCAGAUCCUGAAUAUGUAAACCUCAUGAAGACCAAAUUAGACCCAGAAGGACUGGGCAUCAUAUUACUGGGUCCCUUUCUGCAAGAAUUUUUCCCUGAGCAGGACUCUAGGGUUUCAGAGUCAUUCACUGUUUACCAUUACAAUGGACUGAAGCAAUCUAACUAUAAUGAAAAGGUCAUGUACGUAGAAGGCACAGCAGUUGUUAUGGGUUUUGAAGAACCAAUGCUACAGACGGACGACACUCCUGUAAAACGCUGCUUGCAAACCAAAUGGCCAUAUAUAGAAUUACUCUGGACCACAGAUCGAUCUCCUUCUUUAAACUGAUACAUUGCACAUAAACAACGUGCUAGUAUCAAAUGCUUGAAUGGGGAUACAAGAAUUGGUAUUUGCUUGGAAAGUGGUAUGCUUUGACUGUGUGGAGUCAUACACUGGUAUCAUUGACAAAUUGUAAAUAGUGAUUACAAACACUUUUUCAGUGUUAAUUGGAAUAUUUAAUUUUUUAAUCAGAUUGAUUUCUAUUAUAAUAGUUUGUCUCUUUUGGCCACUGUAGUACUGUUAAUGUGAGUUAUCCUAAAAAAAAAAGAGCCUACUUAUAAAGUCUUAACAUUAUUUUGCCAUCUCAUGAAGAUUUGCAAAAUGUCUGAUAUUGCAGAAUCUGCAUAUUAGAUGUCAGAUCUUUAAAACAUAAAACAUAUUCAGCCUCCUGAAUCAUACAGGCAUGUUUUAUUAUUUAAAUUGUAUUGGCUUACAUUACAGUACCAUAAUGUGUGGACUAGACUGGCCAUUGCACUGGAUAUGUUUUGAGUUUAAAUUUUCUGCAGUUUUUCCUAAAACCUGAUUUUACCUAAAGAGCUUGCACAAUGUGACAUAAAUAUGAUACAUUUUUAGGAAUAUUAAUAAUUCUAAUUCAUAAAUACUCUUUCUUGGCAGUUGUAUAUUACUGUGGCUUAGUUAUCGGGCAUGUUAAAGUGAACACAAAAUCUGAAUAAAAACAGAUGUAUUAAUAUUUAUUUGAAUUUGUAUAAAAGAAAUGUAAAAACGUCAGAAGGAAUUUCUUGUUCUAUAAUCUCUAACCUAUUCAAACUUAUAAUAUUGCCAAAUACCUCUUCUCAAUUUGUCCAAACAGCAUUGUAAGCCAGCGUUAUUGUAUGUGUUAAGUGCAUGAGAACAUCUGUUAUGACAUUAUUAUAUCCUUUAUUUAUUAUCAACUUGUUAGCCCUAAAAUAAAAUCUUUUCCUUGAA
Messenger RNA from Phalacrocorax carbo (great cormorant), 2505 nucleotides. The record is from RefSeq and is a predicted model, not a curated record. Lineage: Eukaryota; Metazoa; Chordata; Aves; Suliformes; Phalacrocoracidae.